CAUUAUGUUACUCAAUAUGGCCAUCAAAAAGAAUUCAUGGCAAUUAAGAUACAUAAUAAAAUUGACAAUAAUGGACAUUUAAUGAAUUUAUAUUACAAGUAUGAAUUUGGUGGCAUGUACAAGCUAAAAAAAACAAACCAUUUACAAAACCAACACAAUAAAGAUUCUAAGAAACUUAAUUGUGAUUGGAAAAUUAACUUGUUAUCAGCAACGGGUUUGGUUCGUAUUACUAGUUUUAAUAAUCACUAUACUGAGCAUCAGCUUUCACCAGACACCAAUAUUUUUGCUCUCAUAAAUCACCAGUUUUCUGAUGAUUAUCAUGAUAAAAUUUGUCACUUAGUUAUAAAUAGCCGAUGUGAUCUAUCAACAAUAAGGUCUUUUAUAACCGCCAAAUAUCCUAAUCAACUUUUUCUAAUACGUGAUCUUGCUAAUAUUGUUGCUCAAUUAUGGCGAGAACAUAGUGUAAAAAGAAAUGAUACGUCACGACUUUUAAUGCAGCUUUAUGAAUAUAAGGAGAUAGAUUCUAAUUGGUAUAUUAAGCCAUUAAUAGAUCCUGUUAGUAAUCGUCUUCAUGAAGUUUUUUGGAUAGACCCGAGUCAAAGAGAAAA
This is a messenger RNA of Racocetra persica, 608 nucleotides long. Lineage: Eukaryota; Fungi; Glomeromycota; Glomeromycetes; Diversisporales; Gigasporaceae. The record is from the annotation of a GenBank genome assembly.